This is a messenger RNA of Panicum virgatum (switchgrass), 1780 nucleotides long. RefSeq names its product AT-hook motif nuclear-localized protein 20-like. NCBI's taxonomy places the organism in Eukaryota, Viridiplantae, Streptophyta, Magnoliopsida, Poales, Poaceae. Gene Ontology annotation, cellular component: nucleus. The transcript has 2 exons. The record is from RefSeq and is a predicted model, not a curated record. Bases 292 to 1110 code for a protein of 272 amino acids. Gene Ontology annotation, molecular function: minor groove of adenine-thymine-rich DNA binding; DNA-binding transcription factor activity.
GGGACGGAGUCGGUCACCUUGAUUCUCCGAUCCCGUAGCUGAUAGCGCGCCCCAGAAGGUUUUCUUCGGGGGUGGAAACGAACAGGGAAAGCCGCGGGGGAGAAGUGCAUUCCAGAGAAGAGAUAGGCAUAAAUAGCUAGCCACGCGCGGCGGAGAGCGAGCUAGCAACGCAGAGGCUGCCUGCUUCCUGGUCGCCGCCUCGCGUCGUCGAUCGGCGCGGUGUUUCUCACGGCUACCAAGAUAGUAGGGCUGGCAAACCGGUGGCCGGCCGCCGGCGCGGCGGCCGAGGAGAUGGGGAGCCUCGACGGCCACGCGCUGCAGGGCCACCACCACGGCUACGCCGCCCACUCCCACGUCGGCGCCGACAGCGGCGGCGGCGGCAACAGCAACAACGACGAGGACGACGCGUCGCCGCCGCCGGCGUCGUCGGGUGGAGGAGCGGGGGCGGGCUCGCGCCGGCCGCGCGGGCGGCCCCCCGGGUCCAAGAACAAGCCCAAGCCGCCCGUGGUGGUGACGCGGGAGAGCCCCAACGCGAUGCGCUCCCACGUGCUGGAGAUCGCCAGCGGCGCCGACAUCGCGGACGCCAUCGCGGGCUUAUCCCGCCGCCGCCAGCGCGGCGUCUCCGUUCUCAGCGGGACCGGCGCCGUCACCAACGUCACGCUGCGGCAGCCCGCGGGGGCCGGGGCCGCCGCCGUCGCGCUGCGGGGCCGCUUCGAGAUACUCUCCCUGUCGGGUGCCUUCCUCCCGGCGCCGGCGCCGCCGGGGGCCACGGGGCUCGCCGUGUACCUGGCGGGAGGGCAGGGGCAGGUGGUGGGCGGGAGCGUCAUGGGAGAGCUCAUCGCGUCGGGCCCCGUCAUGGUGAUCGCCGCCACGUUCGGCAACGCCACCUACGAGAGGCUGCCGCUGGACCAGGACGCCGACGAGGGCGCCGUGCUGUCCGGGUCGUCCGAGGGCGCCGCCACCGCGCAGCAGCUGGAGCAGCAGCCGCAGAGCAGCGGGGGCAACGUCGUGCCGCCGUCCAUGUACGCCGUCCCGCCGAUGCCGCCGCACGACAUGUUCGGUCAGUGGGGGCACCCCGCCGUGACGCGGCCACCGCCGACGUCGUUCUAGCAACCAGGCGCUUGCUUGCUGCACCGCCCGGCCGGAUGGCGUCUCUGCAGGCAUCAACGACCCAUGCGAUCCGAUCAGUUUCAUGUGAACUGCUAAGUGAAUCUUCAUUCUUUCAUGGCCGCUAUCUAAUCGAAUCAGUUCUGCUGUAUAUCUUGUGGGAAUGCCUGCGCAAGUUAGAUGCCAUACCAUAUCACAAUGAACUGAUCAUAUGUACAUGUUUUUCUUUGUUUGCUCCUCAUCAUACAUAAAUCGAUCUGGCCCGUAGGUUUGAUCAUUUCAACGAACUCAGAAUGAUUCCAAAAUUUCAAAAAAGUAAUAAUACUACUAUGUUCUUUCAAAAUAAACUAUGUUAAUUGUUGACUUCUGAACUUUACUGCUGUCAGGAGAUCUACUGAUCUUGACAUUCCAUUUUGCUAGUUUAUUAUUUCUUCGAUCACUCUACCUUUUCGCUGACUGAUAAAUCUAAUAAUGGGUAGGGGGUGUGAAGAAGGGAACGCAUCCUGAUGUGAGGUAUGUGCACCAAAUCUGGAAAACUCUUGUAUGCAAAUAGUUAUUACAAACUGUGUAUAGGUACUUCAAUUUCUGUGUAUGGAUUGUACUUCAAACUGUGUAUAGGUACUCCAAUUUCUGUGUAUGGAUUGUACUUCAAACUGUGUAUCCUCACAAUCAU